ACUUCUUUUUCUUUCUUUCUUGCUUUGCUUUUAAUUAUUUUUUAUGCCAGAGAGAGUUCUUGAUUGAGAGAUAGAUGGGUUACUAAAGGAUAGAUAAUGAUAUGAGAGGAUUACGCGAUAUGCAGGACAGAGAUGAGAAUCAUAUUGAAAUGCAAUGGCAGGCUGCUUGCGCUGAGAAAGGGGACCCGGAUACGGAUGCAAAUGCUGCGAAUUUUGGAGUGCGAGAAAGGGAGGAUGGGGUUGGGGAUAUAGAUCAAGUGGGCAAUCUGCUAGAGAGAUGCGAUGAGGUGGCGGGGAAAGUAAAUGGGUUUCUGGAAGAACAGUUGGGAGAGGACGAGGAGGUAUUGAGGGGGGUGCAGGAACAGACGAGGAUUGCGCUGGGAGUUAUUAGGGAGUGUUUGGAGAGAUAUAGUCUAGAAGAAAUAUCAUUUUCCUACAACGGCGGAAAAGAUUGUCUCGUUCUACUGAUUCUCCUCCUCGCCGCGCUCUCCAAUCACCAAUCCUCUUUUUCAUCCUCAUCCUCAUCCUCAUCCUCGAAACCCAAACCGAAACCCCUCCCCCUCGCUCUCCCUUCCGUUUACAUCCUCUCCCCGCAUCCCUUCCCCGAAGUCGACACCUUUGUCGCCUCGUCUUCCGCACACUACCAUCUACAACUCUCGCGCUAUGCGUCGCCGAUGAAAGAAGCAUUCACGCAAUACUUACACGAUCACCCGGUUGUGAAGGCGAUUUUGGUGGGCACCAGAAGGACAGAUCCGCAUGGUGCGGAUUUGACGCAUUUUGAUUUGACGGAUGGGGGAUGGCCGCGGUUUAUGAGGGUGCAUCCGGUGAUUGAUUGGCAUUAUCGGGAGAUAUGGGGGUUCAUCCGCCACCUCAAGAUCCCCUACUGUCCGCUCUACGAUCAAGGCUACACCUCAUUAGGAGGCACAACCGAUACGCAUCCGAAUCCCGUACUAGUUGCCGAGGAUAGCAAGGGCGAAGGAGAAGGAGAAAUAAAAUUUCGACCCGCGUAUGAAUUGGUGGAGGAUGAGGAGGAGAGAUUGGGGAGAGAUUAUUAGGGGAGGAGGAUGUGAAAAGCCAGAAGCGAAAAGCGAAAAAGGCAUAGGAAGAAGAGUCAUUGGGGGGUAGAGGGAAUACUUAAAUACUACAUAGAGAGGAAAUAUAUGGGAUGCGGGAAAGAGAGAGAGAGAAAGAAAGAAAGAAGAGGAAUGAUGAUGCAUAUGCAUGAUACCACUAAAGACGAGAAACGUCUUCACUUCAUGAAGAAGAUUCAAGAGAAUACAGAAUACAGAUAUAUUGAACAGGAUGGCAUAAUGUACAGUAUAGUAUAGAGCAAUGAAUCUUUACAUAUUUUAUG
Messenger RNA from Botrytis sinoallii, 1354 nucleotides. RefSeq lists its product as uncharacterized. NCBI's taxonomy places the organism in Eukaryota, Fungi, Ascomycota, Leotiomycetes, Helotiales, Sclerotiniaceae. Gene Ontology annotation, molecular function: FMN adenylyltransferase activity. Gene Ontology annotation, biological process: FAD biosynthetic process. The coding region runs from base 102 to 1055 and encodes 317 amino acids. The transcript is spliced from 3 exons. The record is from RefSeq and is a predicted model, not a curated record.